Molecule: messenger RNA, 2167 nt
Organism: Pimephales promelas (fathead minnow)
Lineage: Eukaryota; Metazoa; Chordata; Actinopteri; Cypriniformes; Leuciscidae
Source: RefSeq, a predicted model, not a curated record
GGCUGCGCCACGCUCCUGCGUCUGUUGUGAUACUGCUGAAAAAAGGUUUGUAUUUUAAGUUUUUACAAACGGUGAACUAAGGAGCUGAUUGAAAGGCACACGGAUAUUUAGAUUGGAUUCGUUUUUCUUUCUGCUAAAUAUUCUCAUCCUAAUCAUGUAAAACUGUUCAACCACUCAGAAAAACUCGAGAUCCACUUGAGACUUAAACAUGGCGUUUAUUAAAGAAGAAAAUGAAACGAAGAUUGAAGAAACAUUCACAGUAAAACUAGAAGAUACUGAGGACCAAACAAAGAUGGUGUGUAUUAAAGAGAGUGAAGACAUGAAGAUUGAAGAUACUGAGGAACAAACAAUAUUAAUGGUGUUGAUUAAAGAAGAGAGUGAAGAAACGAACAUUGAAGAAGCAUUCAGAGUGAAACAAGAAACUGAGGAACAAACAAAUAUGGUGUUUAUGGAAGAGGAGAGUGAAGAAACGAAUAUUGAAGAAGCAUUCACAGUCAAACAAGAAGAUAAAGAGGAACGAACAAAUGUGGUGUUUAUUAAAGAGAGUGAAGAAACGAAUAUUGAAGAAGCAUUCACAGUGAUACAAGACGACACUGACACACUAGCAGACUGCCCGCUGUGCCUUCAUGGGUACCACAAGCUCAGCCAGCAUCUGAGGGUGACCCAUAAGGUCAUCAACAGCCAGGAGCGCAAGUUGCUGCUUGCCAUUUCCUCGGGGAGGGUUGAUGUCCGCAAGGGGACCUGCCCCUUGCCCUCCUGCGGCAAGUCCACCUCCCGCUUGGAUCGCCACCUAAAGGACCAUACCGAGUUAACAAGGGAGGCCCAGCAGGAGACCAUGCAGGCGCUGAAGAGAAAGAAGAUUAUUCAUGACCUCACAUACUUGCGGGCAAGCAACCCAGCCGUGCCUAUGGCCUCGACCCUGGAUCUGGAGGAGGAUCAAGAUCUGGAGAAUGCCCCACCUCCUCCAGAGGAGAGUACCUGUGACAAACCCUGCUGCCAGCAUGCUCGCAAACAGCUCCAGGAUCAGGUGGCGGAACUCAACAGACAGGUGGACACACUGCGCAGCACCCUCAGAGAUGUGAAACGCCGCUACCGCCUAUUGAAGAGGAGAUCACAGUCCAUCCCCUCCACCCAAGUUUCCCAGGUCACAAGAAAACUUCUAACGCCUCUUCGCUCCCCUGAGAAGGAAGUGGAGGCCACAGUGAUGGAAAAAUCGCUUCGGAGGAAGGUAGUGGUGCACGAGGUGGCCUUAAAUCAGGCCAAGGAAGGCUGCCUCAUUCCAAAGAGAGAUUUAAGAGAGUGCCGCUCCUCUGCCAAGAGGAAGAUUCCAGAGAUUCUGGCUUCUCUCAGGAAGUCGGGGGACAAGAAGGACCAGUGGUCAUUUUAUGGACACCUCACCGCAUACUUGGCCUGCAUCUAUGGCCAUCACGUUUGGGUGUUCCAGAACAUUACCAUAAAGGAGGUGGAGGAAGGCCAGCGGACCGCCAGAGAGGGCAGCUAUGUUAUCAAUAUAUCAUCUCACAAGAUUAACCCGGCCUUCUGGGAUGCCCAGCUGGCAUUGGAUGCUGAGGAGUAUGGGUGGCUGCAGGACUUUUUAUCCAUGAGGUCCACCUUGGUAGGUGGGAAGAAUGCCCACUACUUAUUUUUUACAUCCAAGGCCAGCUCCUGCAAAAAUUUGAACAAGUAUUUCCAGGAGGCAUGGGCUGGCAUGGGUUUGCUUGGGACCCCCACAUUCACUGAUAUCAGGACCUCCAUCGCCACCCAUGCAAAGAACACCCUCAGCCCCGGAGACUGGUAUAAAGUGGCACGAUACAUGUGCUACGAUACCUCCACAGUUGAUGGAUUUAAUGUGCUGAACUUAAAUGCAAAGCAGGUGGCAGAACACCACCAUCUGUUUGAGUCAGCUGUGGAGUGUGAGGAAACCAUACCAGUAAAAAAUGUGAAGACCCGGAAGCGCCCCGCUACCUUCAGGCUAAAGAGGGGCAAAAGGCCCUGCAAGCGGGCAGCCAGCCCGUCAACCUCCUUCAGCCCAUCACCCUCUGCCACCCUUCUACGGAUGAAAGAAGGUCCAGAGUCGAGGGAGUCUGCUUCGGAGGGACAAAGCCAAGCAAAGCGGCAGAUCUAUUGACUAAAAAGGAAGAUAAACCUCAUGCUGAUAAAAAGUUUU